AUGAACAUUCGUCAAGCAUCCCUCAAAUCUAACAGUCGCACAUCUUCAUCCACAUCCAAAAGAUCCGUGCCCCACGAUCCAGGGCAACCCAAAGUUUCGCAGCCAAAAAAGAAAUCGAAAAAGUCACCUCACCCACAUACUGCUCACGUCAAUGAACGCGACAUCUUGCCAAGUAGCGCAUUGUUAUCCAAGCUUUCCGAGGUUUCAACUUAUCAUCGGGCCCUUCUCUUGAAAAAGCACCAAGAAACAGAAUUACGCGAGCUCGACCAAUUACUCUCGAACGCGCCAUUUUCUAAGUCUAAAAAUGAGCAAUCGAAUUCGAAGGACAGGCUACUAAGAGUCCUACGCUGGAAGCUGCUUCGCGGCCAAUUCCGGGCGACUCUGCCGGCUCUAGUUUCUCAGAACUCGACUGAAAGCGUGGACAAGGUGAUCGAAAACGCCCUCGAGCUGCUGAGCGCUUGUCGGACUGUUGAUCAAGCCUUGCAAUCGGGCGCUCUCACCACGAUGUGCGAGCUCAGAGGGAUCGGGCCAGCCACGGCUGCCGCCUUUCUGUCGUUCGAAGCGCCGGAUCUAAUCGCCGUCUUCUCAGACGAAGCCGCCUCGUUCUUCGAAAACAGUCUGGGUCCAAUCAAGUACACCCUCCCUUUCUAUAAGAGAUUUGUUGAGUGUAUGCAAGUGACGCUUCAGGAGUUUGCCGGACUGGACAACAGCUGGGAUUUGCGUCGUUUGGAAAGGGCGUUGUGGACAUUUAGAGUACUCGAAAAGUAUAUGACGACGGAGGAAUGGAAUCAGCUGAUCAGUCCUACGAAUAUCCAGCCGGAGCCUUCUCGCACAACGUCCGACUUUUCCCCGGGCCAAUCAGACCAUCCAUAG
Messenger RNA from Puccinia triticina, 873 nucleotides. RefSeq lists its product as uncharacterized. The record is from RefSeq and is a predicted model, not a curated record. The coding region runs from base 1 to 873 and encodes 290 amino acids. The transcript is spliced from 2 exons. NCBI's taxonomy places the organism in Eukaryota, Fungi, Basidiomycota, Pucciniomycetes, Pucciniales, Pucciniaceae.